Messenger RNA from Hypomesus transpacificus, 1873 nucleotides. RefSeq names its product thiosulfate:glutathione sulfurtransferase. The record is from RefSeq and is a predicted model, not a curated record. Gene Ontology annotation, molecular function: thiosulfate-cyanide sulfurtransferase activity. Bases 224 to 703 code for a protein of 159 amino acids. Gene Ontology annotation, cellular component: mitochondrion. NCBI's taxonomy places the organism in Eukaryota, Metazoa, Chordata, Actinopteri, Osmeriformes, Osmeridae. The transcript is spliced from 4 exons.
AUUCGGUAAAAUGUUUCCCCAAAAUGUUAAGCUAAAAAUGAAAACACAAAAAUUGAUUAGUGGUGUGCUUGUGACAGGACUUCAGAAUGCAUGUUGAAAUUGAAAUACGUAUUUGAACGACACAGAUUUAUCGAUUUUUAUAUUCCAGCACUGCCAAUAGAGGGCGGAAUAUAAAAGUAGCCCUUCAAUAGCCUACAUGUAGUUUGUUAUCAAGCCAGUUAACAUGUUGUCUUACCUGUUAUCACGGAGAACAGUAAUUAUAGCAGCCGACACUGCCAGCCGUCUGUCACUCGGCUCGUGUGGUCACUGGCUGAGCUUUAGAACGUCGACAUCAAAGUCUGGCAAACCCUUGAUCGACAGCGAAUCAGUGGUGUCCUAUGAGCAGCUGAAGAAUAUGCUGUCCAAUCGCAACAUUCAGUUGUUUGAUGUCCGCAAUCCCGAUGAAUAUCUCGCUGGUCGAAUUCCUGACGCUGUGAACAUUCCAUUGGGUGAGCUGGAGGAAUCUCUGAAGCUGUCCCCUGGGCACUUUAAGCAGACCUUUCAGGUGCCUGCUCCACUGAAAGACGAUGACAAUAUCGUUUUUCACUGCAAGAGUGGAAACAGGAGUGUCAAAGCCUUGGGCAUUGCCUAUAAUCUGGGGUUCACUAGAGCAAGACAUUAUAAAGGGGGCUACAGCGAGUGGGUGGAAAGAGAGGGCAAAUGAUGGCACACAUAUAACCGGCCUUUUCAGGGAGGUUUGUUAUGUUCCUGUAACAGAUGAUGUUACUGCAAGAUCUGAUACUACUUCCUCUGAUAUAUCUUUGAGUUACGUUUAUGACUGCUUACUGAUUUUGACAAGGUGUGUGCUUGGUACUGAAAGAGUUGAAUGCAAUCGAGUGGUUUAGGAUCCCAUUAAACCUGACUUGCACAAUAGGUUUGACCCUAAGUCAAGAUAUGAAAUAUUUGUAAUAUUGCUUUUGUGACACAAGUAUUACUUCUGACAAUCUGAAGUUACUGAGCAACCUUAAGGCCCUGUGCGUGAAAGAGGUUUGAUAAAAAUGGAUAAAUAAUACAAUUGAAACUAAAAAUCCUAGCACAUCCUUUAGUGUCUUUCUUGUUUGUUUUUGGAACAUGUCUGUGUGAAAACACACGGAGGGUUGAAGUCCAUGUUUGGGUAAUUCAAGGCUCUUUCUGUCAUUUCAACUUUGAGCCAAUAGAUGGCAGCAGUGUCUUACACUACCCAUAUAGAUCUCAUGGUAAAGGUGUUCCCAACUAAAAGUAUACACCACAGUUAAACGCCUGUUCUUAAAGGGCCAGUAUGCAUGGUCAUUGAGGGUCAAACCUUCGUUAUUCUGGUCAGCUAUUUAUCUUGUGACGGCUCUGCAAACAGCUGUCAAGCACACAGUCAGCUCAAGGUCUCAGUUAUGUUUAAAAGAAAGAGAGAAAAUGGGAGAAAGAGAGAUGGAAUACGAGGGAAAGGGAGAGAGCUGAGUAGCAAUGUGAGGAUGAAAGAAACAUUGAGUUGUGAGUGUGUAUACCUCACCUUUAUACCUCACCUGUUGUGGGUACUGUUCAGGCCUGUGUACCUUUCACCUUCGUGUCCUUCAGUUGCUGUGGUUCAGGACCUUUUCAACAUAGUUUUAGUCUUAAAUGUUCUCUCUGUUUACAUUUGUAUAUUUUACUGACCGGUAACUUCUAAGUGAAUAUGAAAAUGAAAGGAGUCAUAUGAUGCAGCAGUAUAUUAUUAGACAGAGAUGGUAGAUUUCAUGUUCUGGAAUUCCACACAAAUCUUGGGUCAAUGAACUGAUUUUCAUCAAAACGACGUGAAAGAUUCAUGGUUCCAUUCCCUGGGAUUCCCUAAGCAGCUGGACAGACUGUUUCUUCCCCCCCUGUU